Molecule: messenger RNA, 3207 nt
Organism: Amphibalanus amphitrite
Lineage: Eukaryota; Metazoa; Arthropoda; Thecostraca; Balanomorpha; Balanidae
Product: DNA-binding protein SMUBP-2-like
Exons: 3
Coding region: 604-2640 (678 amino acids)
Molecular function (GO): ATP hydrolysis activity; 5'-3' DNA helicase activity
Source: RefSeq, a predicted model, not a curated record
ACAGGGCCGGGCUGGGCACACAGCAGCACGGGCGGCACCGGGCAUACAACAAGGCCGCAGUGGCACCAGGGGACGACGGACGGCACAGGACACAGACGGCCUCAGGCCCUGGCAGUCUCAGCGGAAUCCAGACUCAGCAGGGCGACUCUCAGCGGACUGAGAGUGGUGGAGCGUCUCUCAGCAGCAUCUAUACGGAGCGUCUCUUCACGGCCUCAGCGAUCUCGUCUGGUCUAAAGGUGAGUCUGGGGCGGGCUGUCGGUAUAGGGUUUGACCUAGCGGGUCGCCUUAGAAGGCCGUAAGAGGUCUCAGAGUGUCUCAGGAUGUCUCAGAGUGCCUCAGAGUGUCUCAGGAGACCUCGGAAGGUGCUACGAUCCGCUCCGAGCUGAGAGAGCCCGCGGCGCCGCGGCUGAGUCCGCCGCUGGGGCGCGGCGAUACGGUUCGGUGGGGAUCACGGACCAGUUUUGUGCCCACAUGGUGCACCGCUGGUGAGCGCCGGCCGAGGCCGCAGCUGUGGCCGCCGGACAGGGAGGCAGGGAGAAGCAGAACGGCAGAGUGCGACGCUGCGACACCACGGAGUUCUGACGGUGCUAGCUCCCGUGCAAUAUGAGGGAGUCGCGAUCAGAGACCCGGGGCGGCGGCAGCCGGGCCAGAGCCAAGAGCAGGAACAGGAAGGAGGCGGAUACCACUGCUGACGUCGCCGCGACGGGGACGGUCUCCAAGGCGAGCGGUGCCUCCCAGCCAGAUGUCGUGCCGCCAGAUCCUCCCUCGCAGCCGGCACCGGAUCCUCCCUCUGAGCCGCCACCCAAGCCGCUGAGCUGCAAGGAGCUGGUGAAGCUGCACCUCCAUCUGCUGGAGAAGGAGCACAGGACCGAGGUGUGGGACCGCCAGCGCCUGUACGGCCGCGACCAGCUGCCGGGGCUGCUGGUGGUGCAGCAGCGCAGGACGCGGCACCGCUUCCACGAGCUGCUGCUGCGACCCGCCGCCGGUCGGGACGCGAUGUUCCCCAGAAACUGCAUCUCCAGCCGGGACAGCGUCAGGGUGCGCGUGGGCGAGCGGUGGCCCACGGCUGUCGUCCGGCACAAGACGGACUUCGAGCUCACUCUGGUGAUGGACAAGAACAAGAGUAAACACGUCCCCCUGCACACGCUCGUGGACGUGCAUAAGAUGCACGACGACAGCACCCACGAGAGGAUGUGCGCCGCCCUGAAGGCCCUCCCGUCGCUGAACUCCGGUCCGCUGGGAUGUCUCCGGGCCACCCUGUUCGCCGAAGAUGCCUGCCCGCUGGAGCCACCGGCGGCACAGCUGCCGCCGCAGCUCCUCGACGAAAGCGGCCAGCUGCGGCUCUUCAACACCCUGCUGGACCCGUCGCAGCGCGCGGCAGUGGAGUUCACCCUGCGCCAGCAGCGGCUGGCGAUCAUCCACGGGCCGGCCGGCACCGGGAAGACCACCACGGCCGUGGAGGCGAUUCUGCAGCACGUGGAGCGAGGUCAGCGGGUGCUGGUGUGCGCGCCGUCCAACACUGCCGUGGACAACCUGCUGGAAAAACUGUGGGAGGCCGAGCUGGGAAACAUGGUCCGACUGGGACAUCCAGCGAGGAUCCAGGAGAACCUGCUGGACUUUUGGAUUGACCAAUGCGCCGCCUACCUUCUCGAUGACUGGGAGAAGAGAUUGGGCGAGGACUGGAACGACAUGCCCAACGAAAAGCAGCUGAAGAGAAAGGUCAUCGAAGAUGCGGAGGUGGUGCUGUGCACUCUGGCAACGGCCAGCGAGCAGGGGCCGCUGAAGCUCACCAAACAGGGUGGUGAGUUUGACCUGCUGGUGAUCGACGAGGCCACGCAGGCGCUGGAGGCGGCCUGCUGGCUCGCCAUACCGCGCGCCAAGAAAGUGCUCAUGUUCGGGGAUCCGGAGCAGCUGUCUCCGAUGCUGCGGAACAAGUCGGCCGAGAAGGGCGGCCUGUCCGUGUCGCUGAUGGAGCGCCAGCUGCAGCUGCACGGCGACGCGCUGGUGUGUAAGCUCGGCGUCCAGUACCGGAUGAACGAGCACAUCCAGGAGUGGUCGUCGGGCCGCUACUACGGCGGACUGCUCUCGGCGGCGCCGCACGUGCUGCGCCACCGGCUCUCCCAGCUGCCUGGGGUCCGGGACACAGCCGAGACUGGCCCGACGCUACUGCUGAUCGACACGGCCGGCUGUCGCCUCGCCGAGUCCACUCCCGAUCAGACCCGCUCUAGACAGAACCUCGGCGAGGCGGCGCUCGUGGCGGCGCAUGCCGCCGCGCUGGCGGCCGACGGCCUCCUCCAGCAGCACAUGGGAGUCAUCACCCCGUACGCGGCUCAGACGGCGGCCGUGCGCGCGGCGCUGCGGCGUCAUAAACUCCCCGACGUCGAGGUCAACACCGUGGACGGCUUCCAGGGCCGCGAGAAGGAGGCCAUCCUACUGUCCCUGGUCCGCUCCAACCCGAACCGAGACGUGGGCUUCCUCGGCGACAAGCGACGGAUCAACGUGGCGGUGACGCGCGCGCGUCGGCAGCUGUGCGUCGUCUGCGACACGGAGACGGUCUCCUCGGACGAGGUCCUCGCCUCGCUGGUGACGCACCUGCGGCGAAACGGCGAGGUGCGAUCGGCGCGCAAAUGUCGCCUGUGAGGGACCGGACAUCUCACUGCAGAGCGUAACGCCACCUGGGAGUCACGAUCCACAAGCUCUGAAUGAGGACGCGGCACCUGCGAAUCACAAGUCGCCACCUAUAAAUUGCGAGGCAGUGCUCUACACAUGGAAAAUUGCCACCUAUUAGAGACCUGGCUUGGACAAACCCAGAGACAAAGUGUCAGGGAGUUAGCAUCAGAAGAGUGUCGGUGCAAAGGCCCGAGGUUGGCAGGGGGAGGGGGGGGGUCAGGGGACCAGGCCCGGUGAGCUGCGUCAGUGAUGUUUGCGGCACCGAGGCUUGGCGUCGUUGGGAGUUUUUAGGCGGAUGCCAGUGAUCUGGCUGUGAGGGCAUUCAGCUGUGAUGUCGGAUGUGAUAAGCGCCGGGAUGCACAGAACAGAACUGAUAUACUAUAUUUUGAUGUGUGAAAUGUUUAAAGGGGUUGCAUUUUAGCCUAGAAUAGCUUCAAUAAAUUAGACGACUAUCCUUUACUGUGUGCUAUCAAUAACGUCUUUUAACGAUUACCGGCACUAUCACAUGAAUGAAUAAUAAAUAUCAAUAGGAAUGAA